AGACGAUGGUCCUCGCCCUCCGCCGCUCCCUCGCCAUGUCCUCGCGCGUGGCCAACCGCUCGCUGGGCAUGCUGCACCAGCAGCAGAAGGCCAUGAAGCACACGCACACGCUCGUGCUCAUCCGCCACGGCGAGAGCGAGUGGAACAAGAAGAACCUCUUCACGGGCUGGUACGACGUGCAGCUCUCGGAGAAGGGCAACAAGGAGGCGGCCGCCGCCGGCCAGCUACUCAAGCAGGAGGGCUACACCUUCGACGUGGCCUACACGUCGUACCUCAAGCGCGCCAUCCGCACGCUGUGGCACGUGCUGGAGCAGAGCGACCAGAUGUGGAUCCCCGUGCACAAGACCUGGCGCCUCAACGAGCGCCACUACGGCGCGCUCACGGGCCUGGACAAGCAGGCCACCGUGGAGAAGCACGGUGCCGAGAAGGUGCUCGAGUGGCGCCGCAGCUACAACAUCCCGCCCCCGGACCUUGACACCUCGAGCGAGUACUACCCGGGCAACGACGUCAAGUACCAGGACGUCCCCAAGGAGCUGCUGCCGCUGGCCGAGUCGCUCGAGCUCACGGCCGCGCGCGUGCUGCCCGAGUGGGAGAGCACCAUCGUGCCCACCAUCAAGUCCGGCAAGAACGUGGUGAUCGCCGCCCACGGCAACUCGCUGCGCGCGCUCGUCAAGCACCUGGACAACAUCUCGGAGGACGAGAUCACCGGUCUCAACAUCCCCACGGGCGCCCCGCUCGUCUACCACCUGGACGAGAACCUCAAGCCCAUCGCGCACAAGGACGCCAUCGCGCCGCUCAGCGCCUUCUACCUCGGCGACCAGGACGAGAUCCGCGCCCGUAUCCUCGGCGUCAAGAACCAGACCAAGUAGAGCAGCACUGGUAGAACGCCAUCGUGCGUUGUAGAAGCCAACGCGUUAAUAAAGCCCGUGUGGUAGAUUGUUAUUACC
This is a messenger RNA of Phytophthora sojae, 947 nucleotides long. Its product is annotated as phosphglycerate mutase. Gene Ontology annotation, molecular function: intramolecular phosphotransferase activity. Lineage: Eukaryota; Oomycota; Peronosporomycetes; Peronosporales; Peronosporaceae. Gene Ontology annotation, biological process: glycolytic process. The record is from RefSeq and is a predicted model, not a curated record. The coding region runs from base 6 to 869 and encodes 287 amino acids. The transcript has a single exon.